UCUAAUUUAGACACACCGGCCAACUAGGAGGGGUAAUCGCUGUUUCCGGACGCUUAUUAAAUGCAGCUUUCGACGAGCUUUUUAGUCCGUGGGAAGUUAGCCCUAAGCUGGGGCGAGCUCCUUUGGCGGAGUCGUUAUUGUCCGGCCACGGGGGCAGCUAAAGCCGUGUGUUGAUGGACGCUUUUGUCUUUUCCCAAUUGGAUUUUAAAAGAGGCCACUUUUCCCGCGUCCAGUUGUUUUUCUGUUCAGCAUGACAACAAUUAAAGGAAGCACAUUAGCUUGUGUAUCAUUUCUUCUUUCUAUUUGCCAUCAUAAAUCAUAAAAAAAAAAAAAAAUAUAUAUAACAAAUCACUGAUUAUUUUGUUGGUUUUUCAAUCUAACACAAAAACAAAUGCCUGAUGUUUAAUACUUCCGUUUUAGUGCUGCGGUCCAAAAAUAGAAAAAUAGGUCACACGACGGAAUUUGAUUUGAACAUUUACGUGACCUGACAUUUUGGUAAUGGGCAGGAACACGAUCUAUCGACCGUAUCAUAUCUUCCGGGGAACGUAUUUGAGAGGUAUUCAACGCAUCUUUACUAGUGUUCGUUAUCAAACUUCCGGGUCAUGUAAACCCGACCAAUUUAAUCAAAUUCUGUCUUGUGGUCCAUUUUUCCAUUUCAUCAUUUUGCUCUAAGCCUAAAAUUUAAGUAGAAUUCACCCCCCCCCCAAGCAUUCAAGUACCGUUUUUUUCACGACCGUAAGGCGCACUUAAAUCUUCUCCAAAAUGGACGGGGCGCCUUAUAAUGCGCCGCCGCACCUUAUGUGUGCACCGAGUUCCGAAAUCUGUAAAUGUUGUGUGACUUUGAUGAGCGCUGCGCUUGACUGACUGGGAGCAUUUCCUGCCGACACGCUGCUUAUAUCGGGGAAAGACGGACGUGACUGAGGACAGCGUGGCUGGAUGGACGAGGAAAAAAAGAGACCGGAUGUUUUUUCCCACGCGUCACCGUACCUGUUGAUCUGUGACUCCAUGCGUGCCCAUCUCACAGCCGCUGUGAAAAAACAAAUGCGGCAAAUGAACUCUGAGCUUGCCGUCAUUCCGGGAGGCUUGACGAAGAAACUCGGUGUAAACGGGGCGCUCAAAGUGAAGUUGCGAGCAGCGUGGGAGCGACGGACGACAGAUGGCGAACACAGCUUUACGAGGACUAGGAAGCAGCGCCGGUCGAGUUACGCCACCAUAUGCGAAUGGAUUGCGGAUGCCCGGGCUGAGGUAUCUGCUUUGACUAUUGUCCGAGCUUUCGCGAAAGCCGGCAUCAUUGCCGAACAGCCCCCCCGGCAACGAGACGGACUCCGACAAUGACGAGAGGGAACCCGGCGUGUUGGAUGGAGAACUUGCCCGGCUGUUCAUUUUGGAUACAGAAGAUGACGACUUUCAUGGACUUGUGGAUGAGAAUUGAUCCAAAAAUAACCCACAUUGAUCAGACCACCACUUGGCAGGACCCCCGCAAGGCCCUGCUCCAGAUGAACCAGGCUCCCCCGCCCAGCUCUGUGCCGGUCCAGCAGCAGAACCUGAUGAACCCGGCCAGCGGUCCGCUCCCUGAAGGCUGGGAACAAGCGAUUACAUCAGAGGGUGAAAUUUAUUACAUCAACCACAAGAACAAAACCACUUCCUGGCUGGACCCGCGGCUCGACCCCCGCUUCGCCCUGAACCAGCAGAGGAUCUCCCAGAGUGCACCUGUGAAGCAGGGUGGCCAACUGCCCUCCGGCACCCUCGGCAGCGUCAACCAGCUGAGGCUGCAGAAGAUGGAGAAGGAGAGGCUGAGGUUGAAACAAGAGCUGCUUCGGCAAAGACCUCAGGAGCUCGCUCUGAGGAACCAGCUGCCCACCAGCAUGGAGCAAGACGGCGGCACCAACCCGGUGUCCUCCCCGAUGGCCCAGGACGCCCGGACCAUGACCGCCAACAGCUCGGACCCAUUCCUCAACAGCGGGACGUACCACUCCAGGGACGAGAGCACAGACAGCGGCUUGAGCAUGAGCAGCUACAGCGUCCCUCGCACUCCCGAUGACUUCCUCAACAGCGUGGACGAGAUGGACACAGGCGACCCGCUCCCGAGCUCCAUGGGCACGCAGCCCAGCCGCUUCCCCGACUACCUGGACGCCAUCCCGGGGACGGACGUGGACCUGGGCACCCUGGAGGGCGAGAGCAUGGCGGUGGAGGGCGAGGAGCUGAUGCCCAGCCUGCAGGAGGCGCUCAGCUCCGACAUCCUCAACGACAUGGAGUCUGUGCUGGCGGCCACCAAGAUUGACAAGGAGAGCUUCCUCACGUGGUUAUAAGAGGGGAAGGAGCCCUUCCUCCUCCUCCUCCUCCUCCUCCUCCUCCGUGCUUUUGACAAGACAUUUCAGCGAGCCUGUCUGGACUUUCCCGUAAUUCCUCUUGUCUCUGUCAGUCUCCUCGCUCUCUUCAUUUUGUCUGUGUCUUCAAGGCUGGCCCAUGAGCAGACAAUAACGCUAAGGGUCCCCGAAGCUCGAGUUUAGGCGUCGUUAUCCCCCCCUCCCCAUGUUUUCCCCUUUAGCGCCUCGUUCUCCUGCAUUUAAUCUAGCUUCAUCUUCUGCCUUUUUUUCUUUUCUUUUUUUGCCUGAGGAACCAAAAAUGAUGUAUUUGACAAACAAUACGGAUUUGGAGUCAAGGUAUUAAGAGGCUCCCAGUUAGGACAGGUGAAGGUUUUUCGCAGGGGGGGGGGGGGGGAAUUCAGGGGAGCUGACCACAUCGCUGCUUGGCUGUGCCAGCGUGUCUAAGUUAAACUUUUGUUAUUUGUUAUCGUUAGAUCAAGUGCCUUCAGCUUUUGUUUUCAGAACGCGAGCAAUGCGAACAACUUUCUUCACUUUCUCCCAAGUUGAUUUUAAAACAUUUUAACAGGAUGGAGGGAUUUUUCAGCAUCUGUAUCGCAGUCUUACCAGCUUUUAUCUCUCAUUUAGUAUUCUUUGCCUUUUUUUUUUUUCGACAACAAAAUAUGUAUGAUAGCUUAGAUUCUUUUUAUUUGUACCUUUUUUUCCCUUUCACUUCACUACAUGAAGAAACAACUUUGAUAAUUUGCUUUUGGCUCUGUGGCCUAUAUUUGAAACACAAAUAUUACAAGCUUGUGUCUUUCUGCAACAAAUAUUCCUGAACAUUAACCCCCCCCCCCCCCCCAUGAAAAAAAGGAAAGCACACACUUGUAGACGGAAUGAUACGAAAAGAUGUUUAAAAACAGCUCGGACGUGUCGGAGCAGGUUUAAGAGUCAUGUCGAUGGUGAGGUUUGAUGGUUUGGAGAUUUUUCUCUUUCUUUCUUUUUUGGAGGAAUACAUAAGAAACAAUCAGUUAUGAUCUGAGUCAGGACUUGUUGUGGCAGAUUCCAAAGAUGUUUGUUUUUGUUUGUAAUGACACUUAUUCUGCUUCCAGUUUCACAGUGAUUUGUUAAUCCACCUGUGUAUGAACAAAAUGUUUUAUAAGCUAGUGAGAAAGAAGAAAAACAAAUCGUAGUAGGUUUACCAGAGAAAUUUCUUUUCUGUAUUUCUUUGUUAUUUAGAUUUUGGACAUUGACGGUCGUUCUGAGAGACUAACCCUGAGAUUUUAAAGGAUUUUGUGUCAAGUGAUUUGUAGUUUUCACCGUGUUUCUGAUGUUUACGCCACAUCUUUGCGCCGGUUUGAUCGCUAACCUUCAGUAUCCUUCGGUAGCAUUAACUUUGGAACUUGAUGGAACAAUUUUUUUAUCGAGCAAAGAACUGUUUUUAUAUAUACACCUUGUGAGAAACCUCCUAUGUAGAAUUGAUUUUACUGAUCGGUUAAAUCGAUGAAUUUGAAGACAGACAAACAGUGUUGGUGAGAACAAUGCAACUACAAAAAAAGAGUGGUACACUACAAGUGCUUGUAUUGCACGGCUACGCUUUUCAGUUUGGAUGCAACUAGGCGUUGAUUUUAUGCUUACUUUGGCGCAUAACUUUCGGUGCGCACAUUAGCUUUUUGACUGUCAUCGUCGUAGCCGUAGAACUAAUCACACCAGUAAAAGAUUUUUUUUUUUAUUUGCUAUUUAGAGGUUUCUAAAUGCACAUGAAAUGAAUUUAUAAUCCGUGAUGAUCUGUUCAAUUGUGUUUUGUUUUUUGUUUUUUUGAUAGAUAUGUGCAUGUGUUUUAGAACCAUAAAAUCUGUUACAUUAUAUAUAUAUAUAAAUAUAUAUCCCUUCAUAUACAAAUGUUGAAAUUGGCUUGAAAUAAAGUAUAUACUUUGUGGUAAUA
Molecule: messenger RNA, 4248 nt
Organism: Phyllopteryx taeniolatus (common seadragon)
Lineage: Eukaryota; Metazoa; Chordata; Actinopteri; Syngnathiformes; Syngnathidae
Gene: yap1
Product: Yes1 associated transcriptional regulator
Exons: 7
Coding region: 1332-2309 (325 amino acids)
Biological process (GO): hippo signaling; positive regulation of transcription by RNA polymerase II
Cellular component (GO): cytoplasm; nucleus
Molecular function (GO): transcription corepressor activity; protein binding; transcription coactivator activity
Source: RefSeq, a predicted model, not a curated record